GGAAGCUGCUGUAAAAUGUCGUGAGGGGCGUUGCCGCUUUACGGUUGCCUCUCCCAGACGAGAGCCCGGGAGCGCCCACCCCGUCAGCCCUGUCUCCAACAGUCAGCCCCGCGCGGAGUGAGCGACCCGGCGCCCCGCCGCCCUGCCCGCGCCCGUUCCGCCCUCCCGGCGAUGUGACCUCGGGCAGGCUGCGGUGCCCCUGGCCCGGGGUUGAGACGGGCGGCAGGUGCCUGUGAGGCGGGCGGGUGCUGGGGGCCGGCAGGAUGGAGGAAAGCAUGGAAGAGGAGGAGGGGGGCAGCUACGAGGCGAUGAUGGACGACCAGAACCACAACAACUGGGAGGCAGCCGUGGACGGCUUCCGGCAGCCCCCGCCACCGCCCUCGUCGAUCCCCGUCCCUAGCCGAGAGCCGCCGGGGGGGCAGCUGCUGGCGGUGCCCGCGGUCUCCGUGGACAGGAAAGGCCCCAAGGAGGGGCUCCAGUUGGGGCCGCCGCCACCGCCGGAGGCCAAUGGGGUGAUCAUGAUGUUGAAGAGCUGCGACGCGGCCGCCGCGGUGGCCAAGGCGGUCCCCGCCCCCACCCCCAGCUCCACCAUCAACAUCAACACCUCCACCUCCAAGUUCUUAAUGAAUGUUAUAACUAUUGAAGAUUAUAAGAGCACAUACUGGCCAAAAUUGGAUGGUGCCAUAGAUCAGCUUUUAACCCAGAGUCCUGGUGACUAUAUCCCCAUAUCCUAUGAACAGAUAUACAGUUGUGUGUAUAAAUGUGUAUGCCAGCAGCACUCAGAACAGAUGUACAGUGAUCUGAUUAAAAAGAUAACUAAUCACUUAGAGAGAGUCUCAAAGGAGCUGCAGGCCAGCCCUCCGGAUCUCUAUAUUGAAAGAUUUAAUAUAGCUCUUGGACAAUAUAUGGGAGCAUUGCAGAGCAUUGUGCCUCUUUUCAUAUAUAUGAAUAAAUUUUACAUCGAAACGAAGCUUAACAGAGACUUAAAAGAUGACCUUAUAAAGCUGUUUACGGAACACGUUGCAGAAAAGCACAUUUACAGCCUAAUGCCUUUACUUUUAGAAGCCCAGUCAACACCAUUUCAGGUCACACCUUCAACUAUGGCAAAUAUUGUGAAAGGCCUGUAUACUCUCAGACCAGAGUGGGUUCAGAUGGCUCCAACUCUAUUUUCUAAAUUUAUUCCAAAUAUUCUCCCUCCGGCGGUGGAAUCUGAACUUUCUGAAUAUGCUGCUCAAGAUCAGAAACUUCAAAGAGAACUUAUACAGAAUGGUUUUAUGAGAGGUGACCAGUCCCGGAAGAGAGCUGGGGAUGAGUUGGCUUAUAACAGCUCAUCAGCAUGUGCGAGUUCCAGAGGGUACAGAUAGUGACUGUGUUGAAUGUACUUUCCUUCCUGCCACAAGGACACACUGGAGCUGCAGAGACUGUAUUCAGAGCACAGUGGGUCCUGCACUCAGGCGCUCUGUCACAAAGCUGUUCUCGGAAGAGGAUGUCGGACUUCUUUCUUUGAUUUGUAAUUUAAAAA
This is a messenger RNA of Molossus molossus (Pallas's mastiff bat), 1522 nucleotides long. It is a transcript of the gene CACUL1, whose product is annotated as CDK2 associated cullin domain 1. The record is from RefSeq and is a predicted model, not a curated record. Gene Ontology annotation, biological process: ubiquitin-dependent protein catabolic process. The transcript is spliced from 9 exons. Lineage: Eukaryota; Metazoa; Chordata; Mammalia; Chiroptera; Molossidae. Bases 264 to 1364 code for a protein of 366 amino acids. Gene Ontology annotation, molecular function: ubiquitin protein ligase binding.